AGCCGCCAGCAGCAGAUGUCUCUCUCCGCGUCUCCUGUCACUGUCUCACAUCUACAGCCCCACUGCUCAUUUUCUGCGUCGUCAAACUUUUCAUUCGACACAACUCGGGUGUAUUAUUUAAAUUCAGGGAGCCGCACGCGCAUUAUUUUCAUGGUUCGACUUUGAAGAGACAGAAACUCUGUCGGAUCCGAGAGGCCAGGUUUGAGCACAGCUGUCCAAACACUGCGAUGUCAUCAAAAAUGCAGAGCUCCAGUAGCAUAGCGCAGGCCAGACGGAUGGUGCAGCAGCUGAGGAUAGAGGCCGGCAUCGAGAGGAUAAAGGUGUCCAAAGCCUCAUCAGACCUGAUGCGCUACUGUGGAGAACAUGCCAAGAAUGACCCGCUGCUCAUGGGCAUCCCCGCUUCAGAAAACCCUUUCAAGGACAAGAAGCCUUGCACUGUUUUGUAGGUGAACAUCUGAACUUUUGCUGCUUUCUUUUUUUAUUCUUAUGUGGGAAACAAAAGCUGUUCACAACUUAUCUUAGCGCCAGUGUACCCCCCUUUACUUUUUCACAUGCCUGCUGCAGUUUAAGGAAUGUAUUCUAGAUACCAGUUACACCAAAGAACAGGCAGAAGCGUGAAGCUGUGGCCUGGAGUUGAGCUGUACCAUGGAUGGGAGAGAUCCUAACUCUCUAAUUAUAACGGCACACAUAAACAAGCCCCCUUAAUCAUUAGUCCAAUCAGAUUUAGGCUUUCAGCUUUCACCUCUUGCUUUCAUCAGGCUUGCUUCAGGAAACAGUUGUUGGAGGUUGUGUUUUACUGAUAAUGAGAGCCAGAGAUAAUGAUAUCCUGUCCCCAGACAAGUAAACUGUCUGUCACAUGAAGACAAAUAGACAGAGUGGAGGUCUACUUCCACUGAUGCAUAACUCCUCAGAAACAAUCACAAAUAAUAGUCUUGGCCAUUAAAUUGUUCUCAAACAACUCAAAUCCUAAUCAAAUUGUUCUAUCUAAUUCAACCUUUCCAGAGACAAACAGUUCCCUGAAAAUGUUGAUGGGAUUUUUUUUUCAAGGUACUAAGAACUGCUUUUACCAGUGUUAGGAUGAAGUAUAGCUUAUUUACAUUUACAUGUUACCUCAAGCUAGUUGCAAUCCUGUUAUACGGCAGACUUUCAAUACAUACUUCAAUUAAAUCCAGUGCAAAGCUAUUGAAGGAAUACUUCACCCACAUAAUUAUCAUUUAUAAAUGAAUUAAUUUGUGUAAAAAAUGUUGCUUUUCUCACAUGCCUUUACAGUGAACGAAGAAUCCAAAAGCAGAAAAUUCUGUAUGAAUCUAAGUCAGCGGGAUCUGUGUUAAACAACAGCAAAACUAUAUCAAAACAUCAGUUUAUAAACCCUCAUAAAACUCGUGCAGUAUGAUCCAAGUCUCAUUUAUCCGGUCGUAUGCUCAGUACUUGCCAAACACAUGCAUUCAUGCUAAAACCAUACUAUUUGAAACACUUAUGCAUAAAGUAGCACACCUGGGCACAAGCGUGCAUUUAAACUCCAUUGAGCAGAGUUCAAAUGCAUGGUGUUGCUUGCAGUGAUGCAGUGGUUAGCACCAUCGCCUCAAAGCAAGAGGGUUCUCGUUUGAACCUGCCGGCCGGCAGAGAUCCAUCUGUGUGGAGUGUGCAUCUUCUGCCCAUGUCAGCAUGAGUGUUCUCCAGGUUCUCUGGCUUUCUCCCACACUCCAUGUGCCAGUGUGAUAGUCUAGCGACCUGUCCAGGGUGUCAGCUAAAAUAAACUCCAGUCCCCCCAUGACCCUGAAAAGGCUAAGUAGCUACUGAUAAUGAAUGAAUAAAUGAAUGUGUUUGUGAUGUACUGAUUCUCCGUGCACACGUUUUUUUGAAUGUUUGUAAACUGAUAUUUUGAUUUAGUUUUGCUGUUGUUAAUUGCGGCCUCCUUUUACUCCAGUUCAUCAAGAAUGUUCUCUGUUUUUGGAUUCUUCGUUCAAGUUCAAGUUUUCUUGACGAGUUCAACGUAGCAUGGAAUAACUGAUCAAGAAAUGAUCAUUUUGUGGAUGAUGUCUUGCCUUAAAUUGUGCAGUUUUAAUACCAGAGGGUAGAAUUCUCUUGACAAAACUGUCUAAGUGUCUUUUUUAGUCAUUUUCUUUGCAUUUGCCUUAAAAAAUGAAUGUAAAACUCAGUCCAACUAUCUCUAAAAAUGACAUGUUCAGAUGAGAUCAUUGUGCAUGACCCUUUUGCAUGAGGUAUUCCUUGAUUUAUAGAAAGAAAUAUUCAUUAUGAGGCCAUCAUUGCUGAAAGAAAAGGAUUCAAGACCAUUCUGUGCCAUCUUAUCACAUCUACCUACUUUAAUGUCACUAUGUUCUUUCUGCAGAGCCAAGGCUGUACUAUUCAGGCACUUUGAAACCGGUUAACACCAGAUGACUGUUAUACUGUUGAGUGUAAAAACAUUCCAUGUUUACAGCUGCUCUAAAAUUUUCUCUGAUUUUAUGGCAACUGGCAGUGUGUAGCUGUGUCUUUGUGUUGUGUGUGUUGGUGCUCAUGCAAAACAUAAGCAACUAAUUUUGCAAUUUUACCGGCCAGGGCCUUAAUAAUGAAGUGAUCCGGCUUCAACCUCUCGACUACCUUUUUAGUCACAUAAGUGCUGUUGUCUAAUACUGUGAAUAAGGAAGGCCCCUAAGGGAUCUUACAAUAGGCUAUUAACUCAAAAUGACUCAUGUUCAAUAAUGGUUUCCACCAAGAUAGAUCUCAUACGUCCAUAAAUAUUGUAGCACAUUAUGGUUAUCCAUGAACCACAGUGUAUGCUUGCUUUUUAGGAUUGUGCUGAUUCAGUUGAACCUCAACUUUGCAUUUCUGUUUUGUGACAUUAAUUCAACUUUUUGAAUUAAAACUGAGCGUGUUGUUGUUUCAGUCAGUUUUUACUUGUGAAUAUGAAUUUGUGUUUUUAGUAGCGAGACAAUUACAAUGGUUUCUCACACCUUGUGAGUGUAGGUCAGAACUUAUUGUAUGUCAUGUUCUGCCUUUACCUGUUUGUGGUAAAUGCAAAUAAACCUAU
This is a messenger RNA of Epinephelus fuscoguttatus (brown-marbled grouper), 3031 nucleotides long. It is a transcript of the gene gng12b, whose product is annotated as guanine nucleotide binding protein (G protein), gamma 12b. Lineage: Eukaryota; Metazoa; Chordata; Actinopteri; Perciformes; Serranidae. The transcript is spliced from 3 exons. The coding region runs from base 228 to 446 and encodes 72 amino acids. Gene Ontology annotation, cellular component: heterotrimeric G-protein complex. Gene Ontology annotation, biological process: G protein-coupled receptor signaling pathway. Gene Ontology annotation, molecular function: G-protein beta-subunit binding. The record is from RefSeq and is a predicted model, not a curated record.